AGAACUAAAGCUCGUUAGGUUGACUACGUGAUGUCUUCAAGCUUUAUCAUAAAUGAAAAUGUGAACUGGAUAAACGAUUUAAUUGCAUUAGAAAUAUAUUUUUAAUCCUGAAACUGGAAUGUCAUUGUCGUCUGAUAUAUUUUUAAAUAGAUUCAAUCGUUGUACUCAGUUUAGUAAAAAAUUUCUUAUUUCCAGCUUUCUUUAUCUUCGGACGUUUUUGUUUCACAGCGGAAAAUGAUCCCAUUUCAGAAUUUUCGGCCAUAUUUUAAUUAGUGCUAGAAAUGGAUAUGCAUAUACCGUUAUUAUUUCUAUAUGCUCCUAAUUUUUUCAUCUUUUUCCUUUCUAAUCGUGGAAAUGGUAGUCAUUUUUUGUCUCUGUCUCAUUACCUUUUUUUCGUUCAUCCAUUUCUAGGUCAACGUCGUUCAUUGUUUAAUUUUCUAUUCAUGAGCAAUCUUUUCCUAUGCAGGUGCGUUUACAGCUUCCGUAAACAUGUGCCUUCUGCUAAUUUCAUUUACAAUCAGUUUGAAUUGAAAACAACCAGAGAUUUAUAUAUGGAAAAAACGAUUUUCCCGUACAAAAGUGCAUUGAGAUUGAAAUGUGUUUUGUUUCCUUUUUAAGCGAGGCAGAAGGCACUCGUUGGCUAUAAUUGGUCUGUAUUUUUGCUCUCUUGACUAUUUGCACAUUGAAAAUGGAGAAACCCGUAAUACCAUAACAUAAGUGGAGCAAGCUAGGCAACAUCUAAAAACUCAUUAAAAAGUCAAUAGAACAUGUUUGUAUAAUGUGACAUCGAUCUACUCGAGCGACAAAAGCCGAGGCAGAAUUUUUAUUAAUGUUUCGCUAAUUUAAAUACUUUAGGCUUGAAUUUUUCACUGUCAGAUUUGAGGUGAAUGCCCAAAUAAGACCCAAGAAAGCGUCCAUAUCAUGAACGUGUAGAGUUUUCGAAAGUUCAAAGAUUUGUCUGCCAUUCAAACUUAGUCUGCCAAAGGUUACAUUUUCAGCUUAGAGAAAACAGGCAACCAACCACUUGCUAAGACAAUAGGAUUGUUCAGAUACUGGUGGAGCAUCAGUGUGCUGGUGGCAAUUGAUCGAUUCUAUAAUUAGUUCAAAAAGGCGUAUUUUAAACGAGAAGUAAAAAUGUCGCAAUCCUUGGGUUAUUACAAAAAUUGAGAAAAUUCACCCUUCAUCCUUAGGUAUCCUGUGUAUAAAAUUGGUCUAGAAGGAUUAAUUUCAAAGGAGGAUCAUAUUCAAUAUUUUAUGUAUAUGAUAUUUCAAAAAGGAGGUUUAGCUUCAUUUUCAAUUGCAGAUAUCCAAAUUUAACAAACUUGUUCGCUGCACACAUCCCGGUACCUUAACGGUACUCUGUCUGCCUACUUACCAAUAAAUGAUGCCUGACAACAGUUCAGAAAUUUCCAAUCCUAUUAUAUUAUAUUCAAAGAGUUGUAUCAAUUUGUUUGUAUGCGGCAUGUUUCUAAAGGAGAUUCUCCUCCAAAGAAACCUUCUCAUUAUCACCGACCUGCUAUGCCACCAUGAAUAGCUGGAUAUCUUUAAAACGCAAUGAAAUAAGAUUAUCUCUCGAAUCCUCCACAGGUAGAAACCCAUCAUAACAUAAAGAUUAUUUAGUGAACAAACGGUAAUCAUUUUGGGUGUUUGUCACUUUUCCAUCUUUAGGAAAAAUCAAUUUUUCCGAAAUUUUUCGAGAGAUCACUGGCAUGAAAAAGAAAAAUAAGAAAUCUGAAGUUUUAUGAAGCCCUUUAUUGCAGUAAAAGGGAUGCCAGAAGUACGUCGUGGACGGGAGACAUGAAAAAGGAGGGUCCGGGUGAAAGUGAGGCUUGGUGCCUCUUAUGACAAUAACAACUGAGUUGCAGGUUCUGGCGCUUUUCAUCCUCGCGGUGAGGUAACAGCGUGACGCUCUUUAAUUUUAACUGAAUUCGUCAGCUGACUAUUUUAAAUUUUCAUCAGAAUUUCAAUUAAAUGCUGACCACAAUAUAGCGGUUGCUAUGGCCGAUGGAUAGUGGCUUUCAUUUGAAGGGGCGUAUCGAAUGUAGCAUACCGUCGUACUAAGACGUUGUCAUGGCCAAUGGGCAUCGGCUAAUCAAGCCGUGCUUGUUCCAUACCUGCUUGCUCAACACAUUGAAAUUUAGUUUAACUGGGAGAAGUGCUAGGAAUGUAUUAACUAUUAAGAGAGUUCAGAUUGCAGACACUAUUUGAGAUCCCAAAAUCAAGCAAGGCUGGAUACAUAAAGGGAUGUGAAAUGUAGUCGAAAUGGCAUUUUACACACAAUUAGAUUUGAAGGAGGCAUUUUCAAUAUUUGAUCGAAAUGGAGAUGGCAAGAUCUCACACGAAGAGAUUGGCAACGUUCUCCGGAAGAUGGGAUACACCGUUUCACAGAAAGAGGUGCAAGAAAUGCUCAAGAGUGUAGAUACAGAUGGAAAUGGAUAUCUAGAAUAUCAAGAGUUUAUAGACAUGAUGGUCGGCAAACCAAUUACAGUUGAAAACGAGGACGAAUUGCGUGAGGUUUUCAAAUCACUGGACGUGAAAGGCAAGGGGUACAUUGGGGCAAAAGAGCUGAAAGGAAUGUGGAAGGAGAUUGGGCAAAGAGUAUCGAUGAAAGAGAUUCGAGAAAUGAUUAAGGUUGCUGAUGCAAAUGGCGACGGAAAAGUGAGCUUUGAAGAAUUCAAGAAGAUAUUCGGCAGAGAAGAUAGAGAAGAAAGGAAUUGAAGAGUUUUGAAAAUACAAGUAUCUAGAUGUACAUAGUGUAUAUAAUAUCGAUGACGUAGUUUUAAAUGUUUAAAAGUAUUAUGGCAUCCAAAAUAAAAUGUAUAACUAGUUUUCAGUAUGAAUCUGCAGUUUCAUGUUCAAUCU
This is a messenger RNA of Rhopilema esculentum, 2862 nucleotides long. RefSeq names its product neo-calmodulin. Gene Ontology annotation, molecular function: calcium ion binding. The record is from RefSeq and is a predicted model, not a curated record. Gene Ontology annotation, cellular component: myosin II complex. NCBI's taxonomy places the organism in Eukaryota, Metazoa, Cnidaria, Scyphozoa, Rhizostomeae, Rhizostomatidae.